AUGGAAAAACUACAAAAUAUCAUGAAAUCCUUGCCAGAAAUGUCUAAAAACAUCAUAGACGACACGAUACAUGAAAAAAUAUUAUCGUAUCUAUCAAAUUACGCGUCACAGGGCCCAGAAACUGUAGUUAAAUUUAUUGAAUGGAACGUACUGGACAUAAUACGUGCUUGCGUCACGCAAGUUGAUCAUAAUAAUGAGAAGGAUGUAACGCAUGAAUUUGUACAAGAUCACAGGAUCAUGGCUUUGUCAAUUCGCUUUCUUGCGCGUCUUUUGGCCAAUGAUGAUAGGAAGAAUGCUCUGUUGGUUUCUCAACUUUUUACCAAUUAUAUCGAUUUAAUUGAUUUUAUUCUGGAUCAUGCAUUCGAUGAAGAAGCUUUGAUGCGUUUUGCAUGCAUCGAAUCAUUAGAACAAUUAGUAACUUAUAACCCCGGCGCUAGAUGGUUUCUCGAAUCAAAUAAAAGCGAUCAAGUCGUUGUAAAAUGCUUUGAUGAUUCUAGUACUUAUGUGACAGCAGCAGCAUCUAAGCUUCUUUUAUCAAUAAUCAACAAUUGUUCUUUACUCACUUCAACAAAGAAACGGAAAGAUCCUGAAGCACAGGAUGCACUUAUGAACUUUUUAAUAACUUCACUUGAUCUGUUCAAUAAAAUAAACCAACUUUUAUUCGAUUCAUCUGUUGAUAUGAAUCAGCGUUUAGCAGCUUUACAAUUUAUUUGGACAUUAGCAGAUUCACGGACAAAUAAUGCUAUUGAAUUUUUUAAAAAAGGACAUCUGUUGAGAAAAUUGGAUGUUUUGUUAACUGAUCCAGAUAGAAAUAUAAGAGCAAGAGCAAACGACAUUUUGUUCACUUUGCUUGAUUGGGUUCCUGAUCCAAUUUCUUUAUUUAAACAAUCUUUCAAUGCAAAAGACUCGAUCACUGAAACUUUGAAUUAUAUCAUAAAUGAUAUCGUGUUUCCGUUGUGGAAUACUGAUUCUAAUUUCGAGAUGGUCAUCAUGGCGGUGAAUGUACUUGAAUCCUCAAUAAAACUAGUUGAACGCGUUUCCGCGGGAAAAAUGAUAUUGGCAUCAGUAUUUAUGGAUUUGUUAAUAUUCUUACUUAGUUUCGCAACAAAUAAACCAAGUACAAUAACAAAGUUCAACUAUCCUCGACAUAAUUAUGUUUAUUUUGAAGUCUUAUAUGAAAAUGUGACAUUUGAAAAGUUAAAGAUACUCUUCUCGAACACGAAACGAAAUUUUGCCAGCCGAAAGUCUCUGAUUCUCAACAUAUUGCAUACAAUUCACGCUAUUUCGCAACAAAAUACUGCUGCAGUUGCGAAUACGACAUCUAUAUGCACGAUAUUAGAUAUUUUAUUUAUGCCAGAAUAUAAUGCAGAUCAGCGCAUCAUGAAAGAAGCACUCACCAUAAUACCCGUUGUUCUUUUCACUAAAAUUGAAAAUAAUAGUAUACACGACGUGGAAAUCGUGAAUAAGACAUUACAAACAAUUCAAUUUUUAGCUUUAGAUUCAAAAAUUGAAUGUCGUGGAAUGAUAUUAUUACUCGAAACAAUGCAUAAAUUGCUCCGCAACAAAGUCAUGGGGGAAUAUAUAAUGCUUAGUAAAUUUGGAAAAGAAUGGGCUGACACUCUUAUAUUCAGAGCGUGUGAUCCUCGUUGGGAUAUUCGUGAUUCAAUUCUAGAAUUUAUAAGUUUAUUAUUUGAUGAUUCGCCAAAUAUUGGUCGUGGGGUGGAAUUCGCCCUUAAUUAUGAUUUACCAAAGGUCGUGCUCGCUAAAAUUGAUGAUGAACAACCUUAUGUUCGUGCUUCAUGUCUGAGAGCGAUUAAGGCCAUUGUUCGAUAUCCAAAAGGUUGGCUAUAUAUUGUUGCUGAAGAAAUGCAAGGGGAUGUCUCGUUAAAAUUACCUUAUAUGGUGAGAGAUUCUGAAGCUUUUGUGCGAAGAGCUGUGAUGGAAUUAAUGACUUGUCUCAUUGUUGAACGAGAAUGCGGUACAAUUUUGUUGGAUGAUCGAAAUGCGGAGAUUAUGAGUCCCGACGUAAUGGACAAAAUAAUGGACGAUCCAGAUUUUUAUGUCCGAAUUAACGGGUGUCAGUUUUUGGCAUCAGUAUGGGAUCAUUGUGAGCAAGAUCGAUUGAGUUAUGGACAAAAAAGGACGAAACAUAAUGUAUAUUUGAGUGGUGGUAGUUUACUGAUAGGACAAAACUCCUCUUGGUUUUAUUGGCUGGAUGGUGAUAAAUUACUUGUCAAUGCUGCUGAAGAUCCAAGUCGAUUAGUUCGUGGUGAAGUACUUGUAAUUCUUAAAAGACUUAAAUUGUAUCUUGAGCAGAUAGUUUCGACACAAGAAUUGAAUUCGUCAUGUUCAUUACCAAAAAUUAGUGACGAUUCUCAACUUUCACAUAAAAGACUAUUCGAUCAAUCAUCAUCAUUAAUGCAAAAACAUUUAAAUUUUUAUCAGAACAUUUGUCUUAUUGAUUAUGAACGUCUUGAAGCUACUAUUGAUGUUGAACAUUUGUACGAAGAAGCUCUAGAUAGUGUUACCACAAAGAUGAUGACAGAUGCGGAUAUCAUGGAAGAUGAAAAUGAUGAUCGUGCUAUGGACUGUUAUUUUUAA
Funneliformis geosporum is the source of this 2601-nucleotide messenger RNA. NCBI's taxonomy places the organism in Eukaryota, Fungi, Glomeromycota, Glomeromycetes, Glomerales, Glomeraceae. The record is from the annotation of a GenBank genome assembly.